AUGGCGAAUGGAUCAUCAGCUGCUUCCUUGGAUGGCACCGUCAGUGGUGCAGCUGCAGUACGGAAGUCAAACAGCGGCGGCGAUGAUGUCGCCGCUGCGGUAGCGGCUGAAGGGGAGACGGCGGCAGUAGCAGCACGAGGACGCCUGGAUGGCCAUCGGCGACGGCUGCAGCAGGCGAAAACCUGUGGGUCGUACACUGUCUGUCCCGCUGCGGACGCAGCAGCACGGUUCCUCGCGGGUCCCGGUGUGGUCACCAGCAACGCGGUUUUCAGCACGGGCACUUGCAAAACCACCGUUGAUAGCGUCGUUAGCAGCGUCGUGCCGCCUCAGCAACAGUGGGCCCUCAUUCCGAACAACGCCACGUGGACGCCUGGGCACGCCAUUCAGUCGUUCUUCCCUCAGGGUUCGCUCGUGCUCAGCACUGGAAGCGUUCAAACAGUCAACUGUAACUUCAACUCCCGCACCUCCACCUCUACCGUCAUCGACGGCGGCCUCGACGGCGACGCCGACCUAGAUGCCAUAGCGCCAGGUCAGCUCUUGUACGACACUGUCGUACUUGAAUUCGAUGUCACCUUUAACGCCAGCGGCGCUUUCACCAUGACGUACAUCUUCGCAAGCGACGAGUACAACGACUGGGUCGGUUCAUCCUUCGCUGACGUAUUGGGCGUGUUUGUUUCGCCUGCAAACCGCGCCAGCGACAACGCCAGCUCCGGAACCACAAACGUGGCAUUGGUGCCGGACGCCAACGUCCCGAUCCUGGUCAACACCGUCAACGCGGCCGCCAACAACUUCACGUGGAUCAGCAACCCGGCUGACGGCUUCACACGGCGGCUGUUGACUAAGCCGUACAACGUGGUUGCGAACCAGUCGUACCACAUCAAGCUGGCCAUUGCGGAUAUGGGUGACCAGAUGGUGGAUUCUUGGGUUUACUUUGGAGGAGCCAGUCUGAGGCUCGUUCCCAAGUUAAUCGAUUCCUUCGACGUCGCGGUUCCCAGCGAGAACGACUGCAGCACGAAUAAGUUUGUGAACCUAACGGCUAAGUCAGCCGUGACGGGAGCCCAGCCGGUGUUUACCUGGACCUUGACUGCUGCCGUACCUUGCAUGCCGGCCAUCAGCAAGACGGGGCCUUCCUUGCGGGUGCCCAUUGGAGAUUUUAUCGAGGGCUUUGCGUACACAGUGAAGCUCACCGCGUUCUGGAACGGCUUUUGGGACGUGCAGUACAAGACGGUUACCAUACCGUCAGGUUGCGGAGCCGCCAACCAACCCAACUGCGUUGUGAGCGGCAUCGGCGGCAACAACACGGUAGAAGCCACGCCUGCUCGGCCAACUGUCACAGUGCCCACGAUGGCCACGCCGCCAAAUGGUGGUACGGCAGUCGUCACAUGGGGCGGUACGGCAAUCGUACCCUGCCAGGGUUUCCUCGCAAUCGAACCCCGCGGCAUCAACGUCACGGCAUUGCUGAAGGGUCUUAACGUGCCGGCGGCCAGCUUCACGUGGGGUCUGUACGACGUCCUGGAUCCAGAGCUGUCGUCUCCGAUCGCAUUCGCUGCGACAAGCUACAUCCUGGGGAACGACCUGUCUAGCUCCGUCGUUAGAUUUAGUGCGGCCAACGAGCUGCGGCAGGGUACGGCUGUACAGCGAUACAUGGUCCGUCUCCAUGUGGGCACACAACCUCGCUGGCCAGAGGAGCUCGGAGGAUGGGGUGGCGGCGUGGGCAGCUUCGCGCCCGGCCAGACCUGGGUCCAAGUCAACGCCUGCCCCGUCAGCGCCACCACGAGGGAGCCGGCCACUUUCGCUUUCAAUAACGUGUCCCCGCUGGACCCCAUAACUCUGCGCUGCGCUGCCGCCGUAAAGCUGGACGGCUCGGUGCCGCGUGCACGAGCCGAACAGCUCAACAAUCCCAAACGCCCCGGGAGGUUCACCUCGCUCAUUUGGCUGGUGCAGCUGACUGGACCUCAGAGCAUGGAGUGGCGGCAGGAGGUUUCAACUUCGGACACCUUGUACGUCUUCGACCCGCUAAAGCUGCUUGUAAAUGCUGGGCUACCGUACGACACGUACAGCACCUUUAUUGUGGAGGCUCAGGCUCGAGCCGUCACAGGCGACUUGCUGACGGACUCCAAGUGGCGGAUCAAAGUACUUGUGAUGGCGUUCUACUCCGAUUCUAAAAUCCCUCCUGGCUUCCAGGCCCCCGCGGGCGGCGCGCUGCUGCCUGACGAGCAAACUAUCAACGAAUUUGUGUCGCAAUUCAAGGCCAGUGCGUCCAGAGCUCUCGGCUUCUCUCCCAGCCAGAUCUUUAUCCUCUCGAUGGGGGUCCAGGAUACCGCCGUAGCCAUCAUGUCUCGAAGGUUGGCGGAGAGGCAACAGCCGCAUGCGGAGGAGGAUAGGAACAGUCGUACGGAUGCCGUACAAGGCGGCAACGAAUCCCUUGAUGGAGGAUUUUGGUCUAGCAGGGAGCUGGAAGAGCUGGCGCCUGGAUCCGGUAUGGAAAUGAUGUUCGAGCGCAGCCAGGCCACGGUUUCGGAGGUGUACGGCAAUGGGAAAAGUGAGGAAGACGCUGUACUUGAGGCGACCAACCAGGAGCGUGAAGCCCUAAGUGCUUUCCGCAGACGAACAUGCAAGGUGCUUAUUAGUAAUGUAUAUGAAUACAGGAAGGCGAUCGUAAUCGGCGCACAUCUCUCCGUCAUUUUUAAUGUGAUGGAGAUCCGCCCGUUUGCGUCGCCGCCGCCGCCGCCGCGGCCGCCGCCACUUCCUCCAGGCACCUCCGCGCCACCGUCGCCGCCGCCGCGGCCGCCGGGCUGGCCGACGCUGCGACUCGGCGCCCUGGCGGACGCAAUCGGAUCCUCAAGCUUGUUCCGCCUGGCCGGAAGUGAGAGCAUCCUCGUCAGCCGCGUGGUCGGCGCCGGCACUGUGGGCGCUACAAGACCUGUGGUGUGGUUCGAUGAUCCAGACUUCCUCAGCCUGCGGGAGACAGAGACCAUACUCAACUUGGUGUACCCUAACGCGCUCACGUGUCCGUACACGAACGAAUGCGGGGAGUGCGGUACAGGCUGGACAAUAGAACGGGAUCCGUACAAGCUGUACAUCUACUUCAAGGAUCCGAUCCAGAUCACAAAUAUCGAGAUCCGGGAGCUGCAAAAUCCUGCCGUACAGCUGAUUGCGCUGCUCCCCUGGCCUGCCGUGGACGAAAACCUCUUCGCUCGUACCGACAUUCUGGGCGAGCCCAUCUACAUGGAUGACGGCACCACUAGACCCUGUCCAAGCACGCUCUCUGUGGAGAUCCCUCCAGAGCGCAGCGGCAUCAACCUGGCUGUACGGAAGAACGGUACGCAGGAGAAUCUGCCCAAGGCGCUGCGCAGCUCCGCCGCUGGUGGCGUCUUCAUCAACUUCUGGAUCGCCACACAGUUCGAGGCAGUCACGAUCGUCGAAUCGGUACGGUUCUCCGGUCGCGUGUUGUACCCUAAGGAUCCGCAAAUGUACUCGAAAAUGACGGAUCUGUCGAAGAAAUGA
Messenger RNA from Volvox carteri f. nagariensis, 3507 nucleotides. RefSeq lists its product as uncharacterized. The record is from RefSeq and is a predicted model, not a curated record. Lineage: Eukaryota; Viridiplantae; Chlorophyta; Chlorophyceae; Chlamydomonadales; Volvocaceae. Bases 1 to 3507 code for a protein of 1168 amino acids. The transcript is spliced from 22 exons.